Lotus japonicus is the source of this 3398-nucleotide messenger RNA. Its product is annotated as cytochrome b561, DM13 and DOMON domain-containing protein At5g54830-like. Bases 257 to 2974 code for a protein of 905 amino acids. The transcript has a single exon. The record is from RefSeq and is a predicted model, not a curated record. Lineage: Eukaryota; Viridiplantae; Streptophyta; Magnoliopsida; Fabales; Fabaceae.
AAAUAGACAAAAGACAAGACAAUCAAAUCAUGGUUUCAUGACCCUCACGUUCGUUGGGUAUAACUUAGCCUUUGUUCUUGAUUCCUUCACCCAACACAUUGCAAAGUUGCCACAUGUCAUCUUAGAGCCCAACGCCACCGAACGCAACCAAAAAAAGAAAGAAAGUUCCACCUGGCCGUGAUUUGCUUCAACGACGGCGAUCGCGGCGUUUCUCCGAUCACCACCGUAAACAACCGGAUACUCCGAUCCCAACCACAUGCUUCGCGAAUCGAUUCUGAUCUUCAUCUUCCUAUCCUUGUUGUUCAUCGGGUAUGCAGAUCCUUCGAAAAAUUGCACCAGAACCAGCCCCUUCGUCGAUUCGGAAUCCGAAUUCGAAAUGGUUCAGCACCAACUCAGAGGCCGUCUCAAAAUCCUCGACGAUUGCUCGUUUAGGGUUUCCCAAUUCGACAUGCUCUCUGGCUCCGACGUUCGUUUUUGGGGCGCACUGGCAAUCGAUUUCGAAAAUCUCACCACCGGAUUCAUCGUCUCCGAUCACAACCUCAACCAGACCUACGCCAAUUCCACCUUCGUUGUACGUUUGAUGCCCAACGUCACGUGGGAUAUGAUCCGCGUCCUCGCCGUGUGGGACCUGCCCACCGCAUCCGAUUUCGGCCACAUCGUAAUCGGAAACAUCACCGGCGUGAAUGCAAGUUCUCCGGCGCCGGCGCCGGCGCCUUUGAGCGGCGAGGGGAUGCAGAAGGAGCUGGGUGGUGUCCACACGGAGCCGACUAUGUUUGACAAUUGCAAGGUGCUGAUGAAGGAUUUCAGGGUUCGGUGGAGCUUGAAUGCGAAAGAGGAUUCAAUCGAGAUUGGGUUGGAGAGCGCAACUGGACUCAUGAACUACAUGGCUUUUGGGUGGGCGAACCCUAAUGCUACUGAUUCAGAGUUCAUGGUUGGUGCAGAUGUGGCUGUUUCAGGGUUUAAGGAGGAUGGUUUGCCAUUUGUGGAUGAUUUCUUCAUCACCAAGUAUAGUGAGUGUGUGAUAAACAGUGAGGAUGGAUCUGCAGUUGGGGUUUGUCCUGAUUCAAUUUAUGAAGGACCUGAUAGGGUUGGUUUGGUGAAUGAUACUAAGUUGAUUUAUGGGCAGAGAAGAGAUGGGGUUUCAUUGAUUAGAUACAGGAGGCCAUUGAGCCAGGUUGAUGGCAAGUAUGAUCACCCUGUGGAUCAUUUGGCUAACAUGACUGUUAUUUGGGCUUUGGGUAAGCUUAGAACUCCUGAUACUGUUCAACCUUACUAUCUUCCUCAGAAUCAUGGGGGUCUUCGCUUUGAGACUUAUGGUAAUUUGGUUCUGAAUGUUUCUCAGCAUGUGGAUGACUGUAAAGGUCCCCUUGAUGCUCAAGAUAAAGAGGAUCAACAUGUCAUCAUUGCUGAUGCUAAAGUUCCCUUGGUUGUUUCUACUGGUCCAGCUUUGCAUUACCCUAACCCUCCGAAUCCGGCCAAGGUUCUCUACAUCAACAAGAAGGAGGCUCCUGUAUUGAGAGUGGAAAGAGGGGUGCCGGUCAUGUUUUCCAUACAAGCAGGCCAUGAUGUUGCACUUUAUGUUACUUCUGAUCCGAUCGGAGGAAAUGCUACACUGAGGAAUCUGACUGAGACUAUCUAUGCUGGAGGUUCUGAGGCUCAUGGAGUCCAAGCCAGUCCUACGGAGUUACUUUGGGCUCCGGAUAGGAACACUCCUGAUCACAUCUAUUAUCAUUCCUUAUAUGAGAAGAAAAUGGGUUGGAAGGUGGAGGUUGUGGAUGGGGGUCUAUCUGACAUGUAUAAUAACAGUGUUGUGCUGGAUGAUCAACAGGUUACCUUCUUUUGGACUUUGGCAAAGGAUUCCAUAACUAUUGCUGCUCGUGGUGAGAAAAAGAGUGGUUAUCUUGCCAUAGCAUUUGGUAGUGGAAUGAUAUACAGUUAUGCUUAUGUAGGGUGGGUCGAUGAUAGUGGUGUGGGUCGUGUGAACUCAUACUGGAUUGAUGGAAGGGAUGCCUCAAGCAUACAUCCUACACAUGAGAAUUUGACUUAUGUGAGAUGCAAAACAGAAAAUGGUAUUAUUACCAUGGAAUUUACACGUCCCUUGCAUCCAUCUUGUGGUCGGGAGAAGAGGCCAGAGUGUAACAAUAUUAUUGAUCCCUUAUCUCCACUUAAAGUUGUUUGGGCGAUGGGUGAUAGAUGGAGUAAUGACCAUCUUAGUGAAAGGAAUAUGCAUUCUUUUAUGAGUAGUAGGCCUAUACGUGUGCAGCUAAUGCGCGGUUCGGCAGAAGCAGAGCAGGAUUUACUUCCUGUUUUGGCUGUGCAUGGUUUUAUGAUGUUCCUUGCAUGGGGUAUCUUGCUUCCUGGAGGUAUAUUGGCAGCUAGGUACCUAAAACAUCUUAAGGGUGAUGGAUGGUACAAAAUUCAUGUUUACUUGCAAUACUCAGCGUUAGCAAUCAUUUUUCUUGCCCUUCUUUUUGCUGUUGCUGAGCUUCGGGGAUUUCAUGUUAGCUCAGCUCAUGUUAAAUUUGGAAUUACUGCAAUAUUUUUGGCUUGCCUACAGCCGGUGAAUGCUUUCCUUAGGCCUCCAAAACAAACAAAUGGGGAGCAGGCACCCUUUAAAAGGGUUCUUUGGGAAUAUUUCCAUGUAGUUGUUGGGAGAUCUGCUGUUGUUGUAGGCAUUGCAGCUCUUUUUAGUGGCAUGAAACAUUUAGGGCAGAGAUAUGAUUUGGAAAAUGCCAAUGGACUCAAUUGGGCAAUGGUGAUUUGGUUCUCAGUUGGUGCAUUGACUGUUGUUUAUUUGGAAUACCAGGAAAGGCAGCGAAUAAGGGACCGGGGAUUUGGAAGAAGCAAUUGGGUACUUGGUAAUGUUGAGGAUGAUGAUUCCCUUGAUCUCUUGAGCCCAACCAGGAUACCUGUGAAUAAAGAGUCCCGAGCCUCUGCAAGAAUGGAAGUCCAGUUAGAACCUUUAAACAGAUAGGUGCAUGUCUAAUAGGAAGUCUCCAUUAUGCAACAGGUGAUUGGAAAUUUGUGUUUUAAUCAGAGCUGUCAGGCUUCUUCAUUUGUUAUGAGGCAUUUUUGAUGUGUGAAGACGGGAGCACUUGUUCGUCAACCUCCCUGUACUCUGCUGCCAUUUUGUGAAGAGUAGCGCUCCUAACCAAGAGUAUAGGUUAUUUCAUUUCUCCACUCCAGCUGCAAUACUUUUUACUUGUUCUUCUUUACCACCCCCUCAAAAUAGAAGAAAUGAAACUUUACAAAGGGAUAGAUUUCUUGUUGAUUAAUGUAGGUUAUGUUCGAUAGUACUGUAGGUUUACUUCAGACGUGGGUGGCUAUCCAGCCACAUUGUUGUAAAUUAUGAGAUGCAGAAAACUAAUACAAAGGUCACACUGAUUUUAAGUUUCAAA